This is a messenger RNA of Mesocestoides corti, 927 nucleotides long. The record is from the annotation of a GenBank genome assembly. NCBI's taxonomy places the organism in Eukaryota, Metazoa, Platyhelminthes, Cestoda, Cyclophyllidea, Mesocestoididae.
AUGCUAUUUACGUGUAACGUUCGAAUACUAAACACCGAGGGUGUGGCAUUUGGAUGUGGAGGUGGAGGCGGAGGUGAUGCCAAGGCUGUUCACCGAGUGUUCCACCUCAACGGCCCUCCACGCGUGACCUCGCGGAUUCGUCAGAGCCCGCUGUGUGUGUGGUAUUUCGACCGCUGCACCGACGAUGCGACAGAAUUGGACUCGCGAAACCUUGGUUGGAGCACAGGUUCAGGCGAAAGUCAACAGGAACCACUGCCAAAAGAACAAUCGACGACGACGAUGACGCCGCCACCUCUACCUCCGCCCCUGGCAACGACAGCUUCUGCUUUCAUGGGCCAUGCGGUUGCAGCAUUCGUUGAGUUGACACACAAGAACUCAGGAGAAGGUUUUAACGUUCCCGGGCAACUUGCUUUCCUCACAUCAAAAGACGUCCAUAGGGACUUCCCACCGCUCUUCAGAGAUGCCUCAACCAACGGGCAUCCGGCAGACCCGCCUACCCAAGACGGCGCCUCCAACGGGGUGGGUCUGUUCGUCGGAUUCGCCGAAUCAAUUGCAGUCUCUUUUCAGGAGGUCCGAGAGCAGCCAAAUUCGCCAUCACCACUAGGCGUAACUGGUGAUGUGUGGUCGGUGAGGUUCGAAGGCUACCAUAAGGAAGUCUGUCGACGCAGCCGCUCGGCGCUAACGCUGCUACGAUGUGAAAAGCUCAAUUCGACAUGGAAAGGUCCACGUCUCGUGUCUGCGGUAGCCGCCUCACGGCUCCAGGUUGGUGGUGAAGCAAGCAUUCCAGACGCGUCACCGUCUCCGGCACGCCCGACAGUUGUCUGCGCCAUCGUGCUGGCACACUCACAAGACGUGGGUGGGCGAGUUUGUGUGUGCUCUGUCACUGCUCUUCGUCGACUGCCUCCACUCUCCUCUUCACUCCCCUAA